AUGUGGAAAGGCCCUGGAUCAAAGCCAGAAGUUGUUGUGCGUCAGCUCGGAAUGACUUCGUUAGAAGACUUGACGGGUAUAAAGUCACGCGUAUACAUGAUGUACAUUAGCUGGGCUGAAAAAGAGGGCCUGGGGCCUGUGCUCUUGCUCGUUCUCAUGGUUGCGAAGCGCUUUAGGUACAUAGCUGUGGCGGAGACCCUGUUGAACGCACGAGCGAUGGCAAAAGAGGCUGGUUCGCCGAAUGAAGACGUACAGAUGCUAACUUUGCAGUAG
Molecule: messenger RNA, 273 nt
Organism: Peronospora matthiolae
Lineage: Eukaryota; Oomycota; Peronosporomycetes; Peronosporales; Peronosporaceae
Source: the annotation of a GenBank genome assembly